AUGGGAGAUGCGGCAGACAACAGAGGGAUGAAGCGCACUUACAUUGUGCCCUCCAUCAAGAGCUUUGACCACUAUGACUUCACCAGGGCCAAGAUCUCCUGCAGCCUGACGUGGCUUGUGGCCAAAGCCUUUGGCUCUGAUGCUGUGCCAGAGGAGCUGGUGGAGCCCUUCUAUCAGGACCAGUAUCACCAGGAGCACCUGAAGCCCCCCGUGGCCCACCUCCUGCAGUCAGCAGAGCUGUACUGCAGAGCGGGCAGCCUCAUCCUGCGCAGUGACGCCGUCAAACCUCUGCUGGGACACAACGCCAUCAUCCAAGCUCUGGCCCAGAAAGGCCUGUAUGUCACCGACCAGGACCGACUGGUCACUGAGAGGGACCUGACCAGCACGCCCAUCCACAUGAGCUCGCACCUGGCUCUCAUCGACACCCUGAUGAUGGCCUACACUGUGGAGAUGGUGAGCGUGGAGCGGGUCAUGGCCUGCAUCAACAGGUUUUCUGCGGCGGAGACGUUAGAGCUGCCGUACGACACCGAGGACGCCAUCAUCACCUGGGUCAACAAGGUAAAUGAAAACCUGAGAGACAUCUUUUUGGAGGAGCACAAGCUGAAAGAGGCCACGCUUCAGGACAACACCCAAAAAUCUGUAGACAAAUGGUACUGGAGACUUGUACCUGCUCGCUACAGAAGAGAGCUCGCGCAGCAACUAAGCGCCCCCGUGCUCCCCCUGGUGGACAACCUGCUGAAGGACAACACAGACGGCUGUGCUCUGACCGCUCUGCUGCACUUCUACUGCCCACAGGCCGUAGCUCUGGAAGAUAUCUGCCUGAAGGAGAGCAUGUCUUUGGCUGACAGUCUGUACAACCUCCAGCUGGUUCAGGACUUCUGCUCCAACAAUCUCAACCACUGCUGCCACUUCAGCCUGGAGGACCUGCUCUACGCCCAUGCCUCCAUAAAGAGUAACUACCUGGUGUUUAUGGCCGAGCUCUUCUGGUGGUUCGAAGUGGUGAAACCCUCAUUUGUGCAGCCAAAAGUCUUUGACCCAAAUGCGUGUGAAGUGUCCUGUAGUAAUAUGGCUCCUGUAACCAGUCCAGUGAAACAGAACUAUGCAGAAACCAACGUCUCAGCUCAGUGUGUAAUGAAAAGAUCCACCUCCUUGUCUUUUGAAGAUGGGACCUGGCCCAAAGAAACAAGGUCUUCCUCUCAAGGAAUUUCUUUUGAGAUCCCCCUGGAUGGGGGUCCCCCUGUUCCCUUGUGUGAACCCCUCUCUCUUCAUAUGACACGCUCAGUCAGCAGUGAUGUCAUCCCAUUCAAAGUUCACUAUGCAUCUGAAGGAAACAUGAAGAGCCCCUCCCUGGUGCCUUUAGCUGUCAAUGGGCAAAGGGGACAUGUCGAGGAGGAAGACUGCAUGCCUCAUAAACCAGUGGGACGAAACCACACAUUCUCCAUCAAAAACCAAAGCAGAUACUCAAACGGAGUUCUACCAGAAAGUACCUCUGCUCCUCUCUUUGGUAACAGUGGUCAUAUUAGUCCCACCACCCCUCCGAGUAUUGAGGAGGCUCUAAAGAUAAUCCACGACACAGAGAGGCCUCAUGCCAGUUUGGGGAUUGGGGAUGGGUUUUAUCUCCAUGGGACAGAGCCUUCAGGACCACCCGGAGCUCAUGCAGGUGCCAUGAUCCGCAUGACCAGCUUUGCAGAGCAAAAGUUCAGAAAGUUAGAGGGAAGGAGUAGUGGAGGAACCACACCCGAGAGCUCAGAGCUAAAUGUCCCAUGUGUGCGUGCAGCAAAAACUCCACCUUCUCAGAUUUCUACACCUCCCCUGCCAAUCAUAUCUCCAUCUCCUAAAACAUCAACCCAGAGAGACCCCUCUCACCUGAUUGCUUCAGAAAUGAUACAACUUAGAAUGAAGUUGGAAGAAAAACGCAGAGCCAUUGAGGCUCAGAAAAAGAAGGUGGAGGCUGCUUUCACACGCCAUCGCCAGAGAAUGGGCAGAACAGCAUUUCUAAAUGUUGUGAGACGAAAGGGUGUCAUCCCCUCCAACAGUCUCAGCCCUGGAGAAACAGAAAAGCCCUCCCUGGAAUCAUUACCCUCUCCAAACUCAGCAGGACCAAGCUACAUCGAAAGAGCAGAGCGGUGCAAACCUGACGGAGCAGCUCCAAAAUCUCCUUGUGAAGAUGGAAGUGUUGCUGCUGGUGAAGUGGACUUGUCAGAGUACACCCGCUCCAUUGAGAGGUUGAAUUCUUCACUAGGUUUUCUGCAAACAGAGAUGCAGCGUCUUGCUCAGCAGCAGGACAAGAUCAUGGCCAUGAGAGAACAACAACAACAGGCCUGGGUCAUUCCUCCUCCAGCUCCAUCUCCGCACAGACAACUGCGCGAGUUGCGUAGCAGCAGUGUCACAGGCCGAGGCUCAGGCCGUGGUUCAGUGGGGUCCCUGUCUCCAAACCUGUCCUCCACUGGCUCUCACCAAGCUCCAGAGCGCUCCUCAUCUGGACUUAAGCGCAGACCCGCCUCUUUCCAUGCCAGAACUCCGCGGACUCCUCGCCCCAAUGACUUAAAGGUUACACCCUUCAGUCGAAUGCUGAACACUCCCACAUCAGUGGACAGUCUGCCCAGACUCAGGCGCUUCACCCCACAACAAUCCCAGCUCAGCUCCUUUGCCUAUUUGGGUCAUGAUGAAACACCAGACAGAAUGAGAAACUGUGAUGGUAAAGACGACAAAGAAACAACCAAAGAGGAGUCCUCAGAAAAGAGUGCAGGCACUCCAGAAGGAACGCCACAGAUCCAGCCUCACCAAGAGACUGAGAGUGUGUCUAAUAAAGAGGCCCCUCAAUCAAAACACACAGAAGUGCUGCAGCAGCCAGUGGCGGAGGUCCAAUGUGAGCCAACCCGAGCGGACCUGGUCCAAGUGGCUUUGACUGAACUCAAACUUGAUGAAGAGGGAGAGACAGGGGACGAGACAUUUGGAGAUCAAAAAAUGUGCUGUGGAUUCUUCUUCAAGGAUGACGUGAAGGGAGAUGAUGAUAUGGCGGCAAAGAAAGCAGCUUUACUAGAGAAGAAGUUGAGGAGAGACAAAGAGGCUCAAGAGAAGAAACAACAACAGGAUUUGGAUCAGGAGCAGAAAAGAGAAGCUGCACGUUUAAAAGCAGAAGAUGAGCAGCUAAAAAAAGAGGAAGAAAAGGCCCGCCGUGAAUAUAUCAAAUGUGAGUUUUUAAGACGAAAACAGUUAAAGGACAUGGAUGAGGUGGUCAAACCUCGAGCUGGAAGUCUUAAGAAGAAACCGAGGCCUACAUCCAUUCACAGAGACGUCCUGGAGUCCACACCAGCCCACAGGGGCACAGGAGUGCGUCCUCGAGGAUACUCUGUGUCAAGUGUGUCUCUGGCCUCUCUCAACUUAGCAGACAAUGACAAUCAGCUGGAGCACAAGAAGAACAACAGACCAGAUUCUGCGGGAGGUUUUUCUUCUUGUCCUUCAGCUGGCAGUCGUAAUGAGAAGGACUGGGAAGUGGACUCCACCACCUCCUCUACUCCUUCCAACGCUGACUAUACCGGACCCAAACUUUACAAAGAGCCCAGUGCCAAAUCCAACAAACAUAUCAUUCAGAACGCUCUGUCUCAUUGUUGCUUGGCCGGCAAGGUCAACGAAGGUCAAAAGAACAAAAUACUUGAUGAAAUGGAAAAGUCUGAAAUCAACAACUUCCUGGUCUUAUUUCGUGACGCUGGAUGCCAGUUCAGGUCUGUCUACACAUACUGCCCAGAGUCCGAGGAGAUCGUCAAGUUGGCAGGAAUAGGACCAAAAAGUAUCACAACAAAGAUGAUCGAGAACAUUUAUAAAUACAACUCGGACCGUAAACAGUUCAGCCAGAUCCCGGCCAAGACCAUGUCCGCCAAUGUGGACGCAGUCACUAUUGCAGGGCAUCUGUGGCAAACCAAGAAGCAAGGGACACCCAAAAAGCUCCAACCCAAGUAA
This is a messenger RNA of Knipowitschia caucasica, 3960 nucleotides long. Lineage: Eukaryota; Metazoa; Chordata; Actinopteri; Gobiiformes; Gobiidae. The record is from the annotation of a GenBank genome assembly.